UAACUAAAUAUCCAGUAAUUCAGUCAUGCUCUUGCCAAAGAAAAAAUGGCUUCAACCACAUGGGGGUUUGAUGCUUCUGUCGGCUUGAACACUCCGAAUAUCUCAGCAUUCACCAACCAUAAACGCCAUCUCCCCAUUACCUUUCUUUCUCUCCCACCCUCCUCCAGACCACCACCCAAUUUCGUUAUAAAAUCCUCAAGGUCGAGGGUUUGCCAAAGAAAAAUAACAUCAAAGCAGUUUCUUGGGGUGCCAGUAUUGUCUUGUUUAGUGGGAGAUAAUGCUGGUGUAUACCCAGAAUCAAGGGAAGCCUCAAAUUCAAGUCAUUCUCCACAGGAUGCAGCCUUUGAUAUUAAACUUCCAAGAAGGAGUUUAUUGGUGAAAUUCACUUGUAAUUUAUGUGGUUCAAGAUCAGAGAAGUUAGUAAACAGAUUAGCUUAUGAAAGAGGAACAGUAUUUGUGCAGUGUUCAGGUUGUCGCCAACAUCACAAAUUAGUGGACAAUCUUGGACUGGUGGUUGAGUAUGAUUUCAGAGAGGAAAUGGAUUCAGAUUCAAAUGCAAAUAGAUGUUAAUGGAAGUUUCAUUCCACAAUCAAGAUGCAUUAUGGCUGUAUCGUAGUUACAUUUCAUAUUUGUUUCAUAUCGAUUGACAAAUGAAAUCAAUUUGCAUAUCUGGAAUCAUGGUUCUGCAGUCCCGUUCAUUGAAUUAUUUACCAUGAA
Molecule: messenger RNA, 717 nt
Organism: Coffea eugenioides
Lineage: Eukaryota; Viridiplantae; Streptophyta; Magnoliopsida; Gentianales; Rubiaceae
Exons: 4
Coding region: 46-570 (174 amino acids)
Biological process (GO): protein stabilization; protein import into mitochondrial matrix; protein folding
Cellular component (GO): mitochondrion
Molecular function (GO): zinc ion binding; protein-folding chaperone binding
Source: RefSeq, a predicted model, not a curated record